Messenger RNA from Pochonia chlamydosporia 170, 1455 nucleotides. Its product is annotated as calcium-dependent protein kinase. Bases 1 to 1455 code for a protein of 484 amino acids. The transcript is spliced from 3 exons. The record is from RefSeq and is a predicted model, not a curated record. Gene Ontology annotation, biological process: protein phosphorylation. Gene Ontology annotation, molecular function: protein kinase activity; ATP binding. Lineage: Eukaryota; Fungi; Ascomycota; Sordariomycetes; Hypocreales; Clavicipitaceae.
AUGAACCAUGAAUAUGCCGACCCGGAAUACUUUCGUAUGCUGAGAACGGGCAACCAACAUCUUGCUGGUGGAAAUGGCCCUCCAAGUCCCAUCCGCAGACUUGUCGAACCGGCAUUGACAACUAGGUCCGCGUCCCGCUCGACCUCUCCACAAGAAACCGUGCAGAGGGAGACUGAGUCUCAAUUCUUGUCUAGCACCCCGGGAGUCUCGAAAGUUGCAAGCAGUAGAAUUCGGAGAGAAGCUUUUAGUCCGAACUAUUUCAGGACCUUCUUUGUUGAAGAACGUGUGUUGGGAAGGGGAGGUAAAGGUGUCGUGUUAUUAGUGCGACAUGAGAUUGAUGGAUGCCCUCUUGGCCACUUCGCCUGCAAGCGAGUCCCGGUAGGCGAUGACCACUCUUGGUUGGAGAAGGUACUGGUCGAGGUUGAACUGCUAGCAAAGCUUUCUCACCCCAAUCUUGUCUCCUAUCGCCAUGUCUGGCUGGAGGACGUCCGGUUAAGUAGAUUUGGACCCAGUGUUGCUUGCGCCUUCAUCCUACAACAAUACUGCAACGGCGGUGACCUCCACCAGUACCUUGUUGGCAGCGCACCCAGAGAACUCACCAAGGAGGAAUUGAAGGAAAACAUGCGAAGGCGAUCCAAAGGUCAAGCGGAAGCACCACGACCUGCAACAAAGCCUCAGUUAUCAUUUGAAGAGAUAUACUCUCUUUUCAAAGAUAUCACUUCCGGGGUUGCUUACCUGCACGGCGCAAACUACAUUCAUCGGGAUUUGAAACCCAGCAACUGCCUCCUCCAUCGUGAGGGAGCCAAGCUAUCCUGUCUCAUUAGUGACUUCGGUGAGGUUCAACCCGAGAACGCCAUUCGCAAGUCCACUGGAUCAACAGGCACGAUAUCUUAUUGCGCCCCGGAAGUAUUAAAACCAGAUGCCAGCGGAAAAUACGAAAACUUCACAACCAAGUCAGAUGUUUUCUCGCUUGGAAUGAUACUCUAUUUUAUGUGCUUUGGAAGACUACCUUACCAAGGGGCUAAUGUUAUACAAGAAGAGCUAGAAGACAUUGAUCAACUUCGAGCUGAGAUAACAGAUUGGCAAGGUUUUCAAGGCGAGCGACAAGAACGCCCGGACUUGCCUUCCAAACUGUAUAAACUUCUGCAGAAGUUGUUAGCUCUCAACCCACACGACAGGCCAAGUGCAAACGAAGUUCUACUAGCUAUGAGGAGUGAGACCAACUUUGAUAAUAUUACAAAAGGUGACUGGUCUGCCAGCCGGGUACAGAAUUUAGACUCACCGAUGCCGCCCGGAACACCUGUCCCCGAUCCCGAGAAAGAGAAGUUUCGUGGCCGAAGGGGAAGUCGAAAUGGGGAUGCUUCUACGGGCACCCCUCUGGCAGAGUCUGUGAACGCAUCUCAGGACUCUAGACGGACAUCACGAACAGACCUCUUUCUGAACGAUGAACCCUGA